Molecule: messenger RNA, 1731 nt
Organism: Fusarium vanettenii 77-13-4
Lineage: Eukaryota; Fungi; Ascomycota; Sordariomycetes; Hypocreales; Nectriaceae
Exons: 4
Coding region: 1-1731 (576 amino acids)
Biological process (GO): L-tryptophan biosynthetic process
Source: RefSeq, a predicted model, not a curated record
AUGUAUGGUGCAGCGCAGGUAACUAUAGCCAUUCCCAUCAUCCUCAAUUCACCAUGGACAGUAGACUCAUUGAUCGCCUGGUCCGACACGAAUCGUCCUACUCUCCUCCCCGUCUGCGCCUCGACCCCCGCCGAUCUCCUGACUCCUUCUGCCGUGUACCUGAAGCUCUCGUCAGGAGCGACGGUCGAAUACUCAUUUCUCCUGGAAAGCGCAACUGGCAGUACCGAGACUGUUGGACGGUAUAGCUUCAUCGGUGCCAACCCCCGAAAAGUCUUGACAACCGGCGACGGCUACGGCCAUGUUGGUGACCCUCUCCGAGCCCUCGAGGCCGAACUCUCCAAAGACCGAGUCCUCGACAUUCCCUCCCUACGACUUCCCAAGCUUUCCGGCGGUGCCGUGGGUUACGUCUCGUACGAUUGCAUCAAGUACUUUGAGCCCAAGACCGAACGACCGCUCAAGGACAACCUCAAGAUCCCCGAGGCUUUGUUCAUGCUGUUCGACACCAUUAUUGCUCUCGAUCACUUCCGCUCGACUCUGACUAUCGUCACCCACAUGAAACUUCCCGCGAACCCCUCGGAUGAUCUCCAACCCGCCUACGAUGAGGCCUGCGCUACGCUGCGAAAGACUCUCGACAUCAUCUACCAACCUGAUACUCCCCUUCCUACCCAGACAUCGGGCCCUCAAUCAGACUCGGAGCUACAGUACUCGUCAAAUGUUGGCCGAAAGGGUUACGAGACGUUUGUCACAGAGCUCAAGAAGUACAUUGUCAAGGGAGACAUUAUCCAAGCUGUGCCGUCACAAAGGUUUUCACGCAGCACAAAGCUUCACCCCUUCAACAUUUACAGGACUCUUCGGACGCUGAAUCCUUCACCUUAUGUGUUUUUCCUUUCAUGCGCCGACUUUCACAUUGUCGGUGCUUCACCUGAGUGUCUCAUGAAGACUGAUGGAUAUGCCCCUCUCCCUGCGGACUCUCGGUUUGGCUACACCGCGGCCGAGGCUCGCUCACGGCCUCGUAUUGUUAACCAUGCUAUUGCUGGUACUAUUCACCGUGGAAAGAAUGCCGCUGAGGAUGAUGAGCUUGCGACUCAGCUUCAGGCUUCUAAGAAGGACCGCGCUGAGCACGUCAUGCUUGUUGACCUUGCUCGUAACGAUGUGAACCGAGUCUGCCACCCUACCACAGUCAAGGUUGACCGAUUGAUGAGAAUCGAUCGAUUCUCUCACGUUCAGCACUUGACCUCUGAGGUUUCGGGCGUUUUGCGCCCUGAGUGCACACGCUGGGACGCCCUUCGAUCCAUCUUCCCCGCUGGAACUGUAUCAGGCGCCCCCAAGAUCCGAGCCAUGGAGCUGAUCUACGACCUAGAGCAGGAGAAGCGAGGAAUCUACGCAGGCGCCGCCGGCUGGUUCGGCUAUGACGUCGUAAGGGUGGAUGACAACAGCAAGCCCGAGGAGAAGAUCUUUAUGGAUGAGGGACCCAUGGACACUUGCAUCGCCAUCCGCACCAUGCUCGUCAAGGACGGGGUUGCGUACAUGCAGGCAGGUGGUGGCAUUGUCUAUGACAGCGACCCUACGGACGAGUGGAUGGAGACGAUGAACAAGUUGUCGGCCAACCUUCGCUGUGUGGAGUUGUCAGAGAAGUACUUUGGGGAGGGGGUCAGCACUAAGACUGUCGAGGAGAUUAUUGCUGAGGAGAGGAGGAAAGGAGAGAAAGAGGUCAAGGCGGCUGAAAACUGA